GGGGGCACGGAGCUCGUCACGCGGCGCCACCGUCACAGCACCAGGAGCAGCCAGCAAGCAGCAUCAGUUCCAGGCUCGGGGACCCUCGCCGAUGCCAAUGCCCAUGCGGGGCCGCCGUCAGUGACGCCUGAGAGGUGACUCUGCCCUCUCUGGGGCAACCGCAGCUGCUGAAUUACCAACAAACUCUACAGAAAUGGCCGGGGCCUCUGUGAAGGUGGCGGUCCGCGUCCGCCCCUUCAAUUCCCGGGAAAUGAGCCGCGACUCCAAGUGCAUCAUCCAGAUGUCAGGAAGCACCACAACUAUUGUCAACCCCAAACAGCCCAAGGAGACACCCAAGAGCUUCAGCUUCGAUUACUCCUACUGGUCACAUACCUCGCCCGAGGACAUCAACUAUGCCUCUCAGAAGCAGGUGUACAGAGACAUUGGGGAAGAGAUGCUACAGCAUGCCUUUGAAGGCUACAAUGUUUGCAUCUUUGCCUAUGGGCAGACAGGGGCUGGCAAGUCCUACACCAUGAUGGGAAAGCAAGAGAAGGACCAACAAGGCAUCAUCCCACAGCUCUGCGAAGACCUCUUCUCUCGAAUCAAUGACACGACCAAUGACAACAUGUCCUACUCAGUGGAGGUCAGCUACAUGGAGAUUUACUGUGAGCGGGUCCGUGACCUCCUGAACCCCAAGAACAAAGGCAACCUGCGUGUGAGGGAGCACCCUUUGCUGGGGCCCUAUGUGGAAGACCUCUCCAAACUGGCUGUAACCUCCUACAAUGAUAUCCAGGACCUCAUGGACUCAGGGAACAAGGCUAGGACUGUGGCGGCCACAAACAUGAACGAGACCAGCAGCCGUUCUCACGCCGUCUUCAACAUCAUCUUCACCCAGAAGCGCCACGACGCCGAGACAAACAUUACCACGGAGAAAGUGAGCAAAAUCAGCCUAGUGGACCUGGCUGGCAGUGAACGAGCUGAUUCCACCGGAGCCAAGGGCACACGACUCAAGGAGGGAGCCAACAUCAACAAAUCUUUGACCACCCUGGGGAAGGUCAUCUCUGCCCUAGCUGAAAUGGACUCUGGACCCAACAAGAACAAGAAAAAAAAGAAGACAGAUUUCAUCCCUUACCGAGACUCCGUAUUGACCUGGCUUCUCCGGGAAAACCUGGGAGGCAACUCAAGGACAGCCAUGGUGGCAGCCCUGAGCCCUGCAGACAUCAACUAUGAUGAGACCCUCAGCACCCUGAGAUACGCAGACCGGGCCAAGCAAAUCCGCUGCAAUGCCAUCAUCAACGAAGACCCCAACAACAAGCUGAUUCGAGAACUGAAGGAUGAAGUGACCAGGCUGCGGGACCUGCUGUACGCCCAAGGUCUCGGCGAUAUCACUGACACCAACACUGUGCCCGGAGGACCCAAAUUGACCAAUGCCCUGGUGGGCAUGAGCCCCUCAUCUUCGCUCUCAGCCCUGUCCAGCCGUGCGGCCUCUGUGUCCAGUCUCCACGAGCGCAUCUUGUUUGCUCCAGGCAGUGAGGAGGCUAUUGAGAGGUUGAAGGAAACGGAGAAGAUCAUUGCUGAGCUUAACGAGACCUGGGAGGAGAAGCUGCGGCGGACAGAAGCCAUCCGAAUGGAGAGGGAAGCCUUGCUGGCUGAGAUGGGUGUGGCCAUGAGGGAAGAUGGUGGCACUUUGGGUGUGUUUUCUCCCAAAAAGACACCUCAUCUUGUCAACCUAAAUGAGGAUCCGUUGAUGUCAGAGUGCCUCCUCUACUACAUCAAAGAUGGAGUCACCAGAGUGGGCAGAGAAGAUGCAGAGAGGCGGCAGGACAUCGUCCUGAGUGGGCACUUCAUCAAGGAGGAGCACUGCAUCUUCCGGAGCGACUCCCGGGGAGGUGGAGAAGCCGUGGUGACCCUGGAGCCCUGUGAAGGAGCUGACACGUAUGUCAAUGGCAAAAAAGUCACUGAGCCCAGCAUCCUGCGAUCAGGGAACCGCAUCAUCAUGGGCAAGAGCCACGUGUUCCGCUUUAACCACCCUGAGCAGGCCCGCCAAGAGCGUGAGCGAACCCCCUGCGCAGAGACGCCUGCCGAGCCAGUGGACUGGGCCUUCGCCCAACGGGAACUGCUGGAGAAGCAGGGCAUCGACAUGAAGCAGGAGAUGGAGCAGAGACUCCAGGAGCUGGAGGACCAGUACCGGCGAGAACGGGAGGAAGCCACAUAUCUGCUGGAGCAGCAGAGGCUGGACUAUGAGAGUAAGCUGGAGGCCCUACAGAAGCAGAUGGAUUCCAGGUACUACCCAGAGGUGAAUGAGGAGGAGGAAGAACCAGAGGAUGAAGUCCAGUGGACCGAGAGGGAGUGUGAGCUGGCACUAUGGGCCUUCCGGAAAUGGAAGUGGUACCAGUUCACUUCUCUACGGGACCUGUUGUGGGGCAAUGCCAUCUUUCUGAAGGAGGCCAACGCCAUCAGCGUGGAGCUAAAGAAGAAGGUCCAGUUCCAGUUUGUCCUCCUCACAGACACCCUCUACUCCCCACUGCCGCCAGACCUACUGCCUCCCGAAGCUGCCAAAGAUCGAGAGACACGGCCCUUCCCCCGAACCAUUGUGGCAGUGGAGGUCCAGGAUCAGAAGAAUGGGGCCACCCACUACUGGACGCUAGAGAAACUCAGGCAACGCCUGGACCUGAUGCGGGAGAUGUAUGACAGAGCCGCAGAGGUGCCCUCCAGCGUCGUUGAGGACUGUGACAACGUGGUGACCGGCGGGGACCCUUUUUAUGAUCGCUUCCCCUGGUUCCGGCUGGUGGGCAGCUACCCUCUUCUCAACACAUGCAUGAGCGAGCGCAUGGCUGCUCUCACCCCCUCCCCCACCUUCUCGAGCCCCGACUCCGACACCACCGAGCCUGCCGAGGAGCAGAGCGUGGGGGAGGAGGAGGAGGAGGAGGAGGAGAAGGAGGAGGAGGAGGAGGAGGAGGACCUGGAGGACGACGUCUUUCCGGAGCACACGCUGUGCGACGGCCGGGACCCGUUUUACGACCGGCCCCCCCUGUUCAGUUUAGUAGGAAGGGCCUUCGUAUACCUGAGCAACCUGCUGUACCCUGUGCCCCUGGUGCACCGCGUGGCCAUCGUCAGCGAAAAGGGAGAGGUGAAAGGCUUCCUCCGUGUGGCGGUGCAGGCCAUCUCAGCUGAUGAAGAGGCUCCAGAUUAUGGCUCAGGGGUCCGUCAGUCAGGGACUGCUAAAAUCUCCUUUGAUGACCAGCAUUUUGAAAAGUUCCAGUCUGAGUCCUGCCCUGUGGUGGGGAUGUCCCGCUCAGGGACCUCCCAGGAGGAGCUGCGCAUUGUAGAAGGCCAGGGCCAGGGUGCUGACUCCGGGCCUUCGGCCGACGAGGUCAACAACAACACCUGCUCAGCUGUGACUCCUGAAGGCCUCCUAGACAGCCCUGAGAAGACUGCCCUGGAUGGACCCCUGGACACAGCCCUGGACCACCUUCGUCUAGGCAGCACCUUCACUUUCCGGGUGACAGUCCUGCAGGCGUCCAGUAUCUCUGCUGAAUAUGCUGACAUCUUCUGCCAGUUCAACUUUAUCCACCGCCACGACGAGGCCUUCUCCACUGAGCCCCUGAAGAACACUGGCAGGGGACCCCCUCUUGGCUUCUACCAUGUCCAAAAUAUUGCGGUAGAGGUGACCAAGUCCUUCAUCGAGUACAUCAAGAGCCAGCCCAUUGUGUUUGAGGUCUUCGGCCACUACCAGCAGCACCCAUUCCCACCUCUUUGCAAGGAUGUGCUCAGCCCCCUGAGGCCCUCACGUCGCCACUUCCCCAGGGUCAUGCCGCUAUCCAAGCCAGUGCCCGCCACUAAGCUCAGCACAAUGACACGGCCUUCCCCAGGUCCCUGCCACUGCAAGUAUGACCUGCUGGUCUACUUCGAGAUCUGCGAACUGGAAGCCAAUGGCGAUUACAUCCCUGCUGUGGUAGACCACCGUGGCGGUAUGCCCUGCAUGGGGACCUUCCUUCUCCACCAGGGCAUCCAGAGACGGAUAACCGUGACGCUGCUGCAUGAGACAGGAAGCCACAUCCGCUGGAAGGAAGUGCGGGAGCUGGUUGUGGGUCGCAUCCGAAACACUCCAGAAACUGACGAAUCCCUGAUCGACCCCAACAUCCUGUCCCUCAACAUCCUCUCAUCAGGAUAUGUCCACCCAGCCCAGGAUGACCGGCAGUUUCUUGAUUCGGACAUACCUAGAACCUUCUACCAGUUCGAAGCAGCCUGGGACAGCUCCAUGCAUAACUCUCUCCUGCUCAACCGUGUCACCCCUUACCGGGAGAAAAUCUACAUGACCCUCUCUGCCUACAUUGAGAUGGAGAACUGCACCCAGCCAGCCGUCAUCACCAAGGACUUCUGCAUGGUGUUCUACUCUCGCGACGCCAAGCUACCCGCCUCACGCUCCAUUCGCAACCUGUUUGGCAGUGGGAGCCUGAGGGCCACAGAAGGCAACCGCGUGACUGGUGUGUAUGAGCUCAGCCUUUGCCACGUGGCCGAUGCAGGUAGCCCAGGGAUGCAGCGCCGGCGCCGGCGGGUGCUGGACACUUCAGUAGCCUACGUCCGGGGUGAGGAGAACCUGGCUGGCUGGAGGCCUCGAAGUGACAGCCUGAUCCUGGACCACCAAUGGGAGCUGGAGAAGCUGAGCCUUCUUCAGGAGGUGGAGAAGACGCGGCACUACCUGCUCCUACGAGAGAAGCUGGAGACCACCCAGAGGCCUGGCCCUGAGGUGCUGUCACCAGCCUCCAGCGAGGACUCUGAGUCCCGCAGCUCCUCGGGUGCCUCUUCCCCACUGUCAGCUGAGGGUCAGCCAUCACCUCUGGAGGCACCCAAUGAGAGGCAGAGGGAGCUGGCCGUCAAGUGCUUACGACUCCUCAUGCACACUUUCAACAGAGAGUACACCCACAGCCACGUCUGCAUCAGUGCCAGUGAGAGCAAGCUCUCUGAGAUGUCCGUCACCCUGAUGCGGGACCCAUCCAUGUCUCCUCUGGGUGCGGCUACACUCACUCCCUCUUCCACAUGCCCCUCUCUGAUUGAAGGACGCUAUGGUGCCACGGAUGUGAGGACCCCCCAGCCCUGCUCCCGGCCCGCCAGCCCAGAGCCCGAGCUCCUGCCAGAAAUUGACUCCAAGAAGACUCCCUCCCCUGCUCGGGCGUCGGAGGCAGACAAGGAACCCCAGCGCCUGCUGGUCCCCGACAUUCAAGAGAUCCGAGUCAGCCCAAUCGUCUCCAAGAAGGGGUAUUUGCACUUCCUGGAACCGCACACGACUGGCUGGGCCAAGCGCUUCGUGGUGGUGCGGCGCCCCUAUGCUUACAUGUACAACAGCGACAAGGACACCGUCGAGAGAUUUGUGCUCAACCUCUCCACGGCCCAGGUGGAGUACAGCGAAGACCAGCAGGCUAUGCUCAAGACACCCAACACAUUCGCCGUGUGCACCGAGCACCGAGGCAUCCUGCUGCAGGCCAACAGCGACAAGGACAUGCACGACUGGCUGUACGCCUUCAACCCACUCCUGGCUGGGACCAUUCGGUCCAAGCUCUCCCGAAGGAGAUCUGCGCAGAUGCGGGUCUGAGCCGAAGCCUUCUGGACAUCCAGUGGCCCAGACCACUCCCCUGUCCUUCUCAUCUGUCCUGUCAUCUGCCACUCAGCCCUUCUCCCACCAGGGGACACCUGUGCUGGGUCCAGCAACCCCACCUCUGGUGGGAGGCCUAUACCACAUGACGAAUUGUGCCCCCCAGAGGUUUGCGUGUUGUUUCUUCCAAAAUUGCUCUGGCGAAAAGUUCGGAAUGCCAGGAAGGUCAGAGGGCACAAGACCCAGGGUAUUGCCUCUGUUCUAAUAUUUUUUUAAGCAUAGACAGACUUAUAAUUAAUAUACAUUAGUUAGUGGCGUUGAAACAGUCCUCUGAGACAUUAACUAUAAGACUGUGUUCUGUUUGUAAGUAUUUAUUUCUAAUGCCUCCAGGUAGGGCUGUAAGGUUCACGUGGAGCCCUUCCCAACACCUUGACCCCUCACCCCCUCAGCCUAGGCCCUGUUGGUUUCCACAUAUGUCUCCAGCCUGCUAGGAACAGAGAGAGAAAGGGGUGUGAACAAGCCAUGGCUCCUCACAGCUGGUCCAGGGAUGCUCCACCCUGGCCCGUUUUGUCUGAGAUGUACCUCUCAGGGUCUGUGUGUGAGAGGGGUCUGCAAGUCCCGAGACUUAGGUGACUCGGAUGGUGCAGUCUGCUGCUUCUGAGGGAAUGGUUCACAAGAUGGCGCACUAAGGGUGGGGCAGGCAGCUUCAUUCCCAGAGUGGGGAGAGUCAGAUAAGCAGAAUGGAAGGAGGUCACCCCUUGGAAGGCAGUGCAGCCUGGCUUCAGCUGGGCUGCACACAGGCUAUGGGGUAAAGUGGCCAGGUUUACACAGGGCUGUGGGUGGCAGAGCCCACUGGCAUUCAGGAUGGGGUCUCUGACUUUCGCCUUGGAUGCUGGUGAGAAGAAAACUCAAUGAGUGAUGUGUGUCCUUAUCAGGCAGUUGAGGGUGACCUCGUGGUGGUCUUGGCAAAGGGACUAUUCUCUUCUGCAUCUGGGGAAUUUCCAUAUCACAGGCCUAUUUGGAAACCUGAAGACAAACCUCAAGUCCCCAGCGCCCCUCCGGAGCAAUUACACUCCGCACCCAGCUAUUCCAGGCCUCUCUCUGCCUUCACCGUAUCCCCCACCCCCAGAUAAACUGCUGGGUCUGAGCUCCCUGUCAGACCAGCCUGUCUCCACACAGUAGUGACAUGACAUGAGACUCUUGAGGCCAUUGUUCACAGAAUCUCUACUGACUGGAAAGGCAUAGCAGACGGUUCUGGCUUCAAGGGCCCUGCCCUUCAUCCAGGCAUCAAGAUUCAAGGUGGUGUCAGGGUUCAUGCUGGCAGUCGUGUAUACACCUACCAGCCAGCGUGAGCCCUGCCGAGAGUGAGAAUCCACCCAUCACUGGGGACAAGUGCCGUAUGGGAGGCCACCAUCAUGCCUGACUAGCCUCAUCCCCAGGACCCAAGGUAACAGUCCUUAGCAUCAGGUCUCAAGAAACCCCAUCUUUGAAAUAUAGAAUAAGACUUACUUCUACAAAUCCAGAUCAAGAUGCCCACCCCCGGACCAAAAUUAAACCAUAACCAGAAAUCAGGUGACCUGGGCUGUCUAACACGGACCUUGGAGGCUGAGGUAGAGUGGAGAGAAGACAGCUGUGUGCUUGACUCUGACCCUCGUGACGUACAAAAAGGAGGGAAAGAGCAAGAUGCUUAGAUUCCUUGGUUCCCUGGGGCCACACAGCCACGCAGCCCCCAGCAGGCAGAGAGGCAGCCAGGCCUGCCAUGCUCGCUCAGGCCAACCAACCUGAAGCUGAGGCCUUGGAAGGGUCUGGCUGCACCCAGCACGUGGGUGUCUGAGGCCAGCCAACCUACAGAGCCCCUGUGCCUGGGUCGAGUUGUAGAAAGGCAGGAACUCUACCCUCCGCACACACACACACACACACACACACACACACACACACACUAUUCAGAGGCCAUUCCGUUUUGGCCCAAUGCUAUCCUGGCAUUGUCUAGGAACCAAGGUGGGCUCCCUGCUUUUGUGGGAAGUCCUGGGUCAGAGUCUAGUAACCAGAACUGGUUGAGCAAGAACCCCAUCUACAGCUCAGGAAACCUGAUUUCUUCAUGCCCGCCCUGCCCAAAACCAUGUCAGCUGAAGGUCGUUUUUCUGAGCCGACACCGAGGGCUGACUUGUAGACGGGGUUUAGACUCAUGUUAUAAACCAGAAGCACGUCUUUCUGUUUGCUGCUAAGUGCAGGGAGUGAGACGGGUCCAGAAAACCACUUCCGCAGACAGUUUGGUUUUGAUACUUGAUGCUGCUCAGGCUGUGACAUCAGUGUAGUUUGGGAUAAUCAUCUUUCCUGGAGAGGGUGGGCUGCUUCUGCGUCCUGGGAGAACCCGGCCCUGUGCUGAGUUACUGUGAAACCCUGCUACUGCCUGGAUAGCACAUCUAAGGCCUCCUGUCCCGCUCGAAGGAAUCAUGCCAACCACGCGUGUGCACACUUACACACUCACACGCACACACAAAACAGCUGUACUAAACUGUUCUCCUUAUCUCUCCUGGUCCCUGGAGACCCCUGAAUGUCUUGGGAUUACUGAAUGUGACUAAUGUUACAGAUGUGAACAAGGCUACGGUGUUGAUUCUCUGCUCCACCUAGCGUAAGGACCUCAAGAGACACAUUCCUUUACCCGUGGGCCUGGAGCCAUGCAGUCCCCCAGAAUGGACAGAUGCCGUGGCUGACCCGAGUCUCUCCUUGAGCCUGGACCUCCUGUAGUCUGUCUAUACCGAGGGCCCCCUGCAACUCAGAGGCUGUGUCCCCGACUUGUACAUAUGGGAUUGCCGUGGGCACCCCCUGGCCCCCGUGUCGUAACCAUCGACGUAAUGACUAGUAUCCUGCUGUUUACACCUGAGUGUUAGCUGUAGGCCCUUGUACUGUGUGUGUGCACUUAGGGCUCUGUUCAAUUAAGAAAUAAACGUGGCUCUCAUGCAACACACAACCAUUCA
This is a messenger RNA of Myodes glareolus (Bank vole), 8550 nucleotides long. Lineage: Eukaryota; Metazoa; Chordata; Mammalia; Rodentia; Cricetidae. The record is from RefSeq and is a predicted model, not a curated record.